Trichosporon asahii var. asahii CBS 2479 is the source of this 1614-nucleotide messenger RNA. RefSeq names its product GMP synthase (glutamine-hydrolyzing). Gene Ontology annotation, cellular component: cytosol. Gene Ontology annotation, biological process: GMP biosynthetic process. Bases 1 to 1614 code for a protein of 537 amino acids. NCBI's taxonomy places the organism in Eukaryota, Fungi, Basidiomycota, Tremellomycetes, Trichosporonales, Trichosporonaceae. The record is from RefSeq and is a predicted model, not a curated record. Gene Ontology annotation, molecular function: GMP synthase (glutamine-hydrolyzing) activity; GMP synthase activity; ATP binding. The transcript has 3 exons.
AUGGCGUCUGCUGAGAUUCACGACCUCUACGACUCGAUCCUUAUCCUCGACUUUGGAUCGCAGUACUCGCAUCUGAUCACCCGACGAUGCCGUGAGCUUGGUGUCUACUGUGAGAUGCUCCCCUGCACUCAGAAGAUGGCCGACCUCAGCUGGAAGCCCAAGGGUAUCAUCCUCUCCGGCUCUCCUUACUCGGUUUACGCCGAGGACGCUCCCCACGUUGACCCCGCCGUCUUCGAGGCCGGUGUUCCCGUUAUGGGCAUCUGCUACGGUCUCCAGGAGAUGGCCCUCACCCACGGCGGUAAGGUCGAGGCCCACACCCACCGCGAGUACGGUUUCGCCCGUAUCACGGUCGAGAAGACUGGCAACGCCGGUGCCGACGCUCUUUUCGCUGGCAUCGACAUCCCCGAGGAGGGUAUGACCGUCUGGAUGUCGCACGGUGACCAGGUCGCCUCGCUUCCUCCCCACUUCCUCACCGUCGCCCACACCCCCACCUCGCCCUGGACCGCCAUUGCCCACGAGUCCAAGCCUUUCUACGGUGUCCAGUUCCACCCCGAGGUCACCCACUCGAAGCAGGGCAAGCUCGUCAUCGGCUCGUUCGUCAACAACAUCUGUGGCGUCAAGCCUGGAUGGAGCAUGGAGUCCUUCAUCCCCAAGGAGAUCGCUCGUAUCCGCGAGAUCUGUGGUGACAAGGGCCAGGUUAUCGGUGCCGUCUCUGGCGGUGUCGACUCGACCGUUGCCGCCAAGAUUAUGCACGAGGCUAUUGGCGACCGCUUCCACGCCAUCAUGGUCGACAACGGUGUCCUCCGCAAGGACGAGGCCAAGAAGGUCAAGAAGAUGCUCACCGACGACCUUGGCGUCAACCUGACCGUCGUUGACGCUUCCGACCUCUUCCUCGGCCGCCUCAAGGGUGUUGAGGACCCCGAGAAGAAGCGCAAGAUCAUCGGUAACACCUUCAUCGAGGUCUUCGAGGAGGAGGCUGCCAAGAUUGAGAAAGCUUGCGCCGAGGACAAGUCCAAGGGCCCCAUUGAGUGGCUCCUCCAGGGCACCCUCUACCCCGACGUUAUCGAGUCGAUCUCCUUCAAGGGCCCCUCUGCCACCAUCAAGACCCACCACAACGUCGGUGGUCUCCUCGAGGACAUGAAGCUCAAGCUCAUCGAGCCUCUCCGUGAGCUCUUCAAGGACGAGGUCCGUGCCCUCGGCCGUCUCCUCAACAUCCCCGCCCACCUCGUCGGCCGCCACCCCUUCCCCGGCCCCGGUCUCGCCAUCCGUAUCCUCGGCGAGGUCACCCGCGAGCAGGUUCAGAUCCUGCAGCACGCCGACGACAUUUACAUUGAGGAGAUCCGCGCCGCCGGUCUGUACGACCAGAUCUCGCAGGCGUUCGCCGCGCUCCUCCCCGUCCGCGCCGUCGGUGUUCAGGGCGACGCGCGCACGUACGACCAGGUCAUCGCCCUCCGCGCCGUCUCAACAGAGGACUUCAUGACCGCCGACUGGUUCGAGUUCCCCGCCGGCGUCCUCAAGAAGAUCUCGUCCCGCAUCACCAACGAGGUCCGCGGCAUCAACCGUGUCACCUACGACAUCACCUCCAAGCCCCCCGGAACCGUCGAGUGGCUCUAA